Molecule: messenger RNA, 1812 nt
Organism: Didymodactylos carnosus
Lineage: Eukaryota; Metazoa; Rotifera; Eurotatoria; Philodinida; Philodinidae
Source: the annotation of a GenBank genome assembly
AUGACUAUGCUACAGAAAAUCGAUAUUAUGAGUGAACAAGUUCUCGAUUUAAGAAUCAAUAAACGUAAACGAUUGGACGACGAGUCGAAUGUCAAUGAUAACAACAAAAAGAAACAAAUUAUCACGACUUCUCAACCGUAUGAUACACCGUUAGAUUUAUCAAAAAAAACUAGAAUAGAUCUAGGAAAAAAUGAUGAUUUUCAUUCAUUAAUCUAUCCAUUAACUGUACCGUAUCCGUUACGUUCUUAUGAUCCAUCUUUAGUAUUUAAUCCCAUGUUGUACGAUUUAUUUAUUUCAAAUAUGAACAAUUACCGCAAUACAGUUCCAUCCGUUGCAACUUACAUCGACAUUCCGACUACGUCUCGUCAAGCAACACCGAUCGUAAAACAACAACAACGAUCAUCUUCUAUCGUCAAAGAUACGUCGUCUUCUUCAACAAAAGACGUUUUCAUUUCAAAUGUAAAAGAACGUGAAAUAUUUGCUUGUUCAUGUGGUGACAAGUAUACAACAUUAGCAAAUUUAGUUAGUCAUUUAAAAAUAACAAAUCAUAGUGCUCAAUUGUCAUCAACACAUGAUGAAGUAGCAAAACUGGUACGUGGUCAAGAUAUAUGGUUAUCAAGAGAUACGAAUCCUGCAAAUCAAAUAUUAAAAUGUUUACGGUGUUCUCUUUCAUUUGAAACAUUACCAGAUUUAACUGCUCAUAUGAUGAAAACAAAUCAUUUCACACAAUUAAUACCACAUCGUUCUGAUCAAACAAAAACCUCAAGACAAUGUCGAUCAACAUGUCUCAUUUGUUCACAACAAUUUCUACGAGAAGUAGAUCUAGUCGAUCAUAUUCAACGUUCUCAUCGUAUCCGUCAUACUUGUACAACUUGUGGAAUGUAUUUCGAGACCGAACAAACAUAUAAAAAUCACAUAGCAAAAGAAAUGCAUCAUCGAAAUGGAAAAGCCAAUCGAAAUCGUGAUUAUUUUUUAAAUCAAUUUAAAUUUCUAGAAACGACAUUAAAUCAUCCAACGAUAUUUUGUAAUCGACGAUCUCCAUCUCCUGCCGAACACAAUGAUAAUAACAUCGAUAGUGAAUCAUCAUCUCCAUCAAUAAAAACCGAAUCAUUGCCUGUUGAAGAAGAAAAACAGGUAUCUAUUGAUAAAGACAUUGAAAAAGUUGCUUAUGAACUAGUUGAAAAUGUUAUUUUACCAAAAGUCGAACAACAAGAAAAUAAAAAAUUAACAGGAAAUGCAUUAACAUUAUUACAAAAUUUUGUAACGAAACAAACCGUUGACGAUAAAACACAGAACAAUAAUGAUAGUAGCUCUUCAAAACGUUUUAAAGCAAAACGAGUGCAACAAUCGAAUCUUAAAGUAAGUGCUCUAUUGGCACUCGAACAAUUGACACAUAAUUCAAUAGAAAAUUUUCAACAGCAACUUCCAAUAAAACAAAUACUUGAUAAUAAAACAACAUUAGCAUUUAAAGAAUAUGACGAUAGUUUAGAUGAAAGAACGCUGACUAUUUCACUUUUAUCACCUUCUCUGUCUUCCAGUUCGUCUUCCAAUUCAUCAAAUUCAUCUAUUGUAUCAAAAAAUGAGAAUGAAAGUCCAUUAGCAAGUUUAGAAAAAAUGGUGUCAUGUCCUGAAACUACUUCUUUUCGCACUGGCACCAUCACUACGACAAACACGACAGCAAUUGUACAUAAUCAAUUAGAAACAACAGAAAUCGUUUCGUCAUCACAAAUACCAAUUAAAUUAAAAACUAUACCGAAAAAAUUUGAAAAAUAUAGGAUGUUUGCGCAAAAAAUGCUUCGAUCAUCCACUUAA